This is a messenger RNA of Aspergillus mulundensis, 957 nucleotides long. RefSeq names its product aminoglycoside phosphotransferase family protein. Bases 1 to 957 code for a protein of 318 amino acids. Gene Ontology annotation, biological process: protein phosphorylation. The record is from RefSeq and is a predicted model, not a curated record. Gene Ontology annotation, molecular function: ATP binding; protein kinase activity. The transcript has 2 exons. NCBI's taxonomy places the organism in Eukaryota, Fungi, Ascomycota, Eurotiomycetes, Eurotiales, Aspergillaceae.
AUGGCGUCUAGCACUCAACACACCACCCUGCUUCCUACUCAGUACCACCACCUUCUUUCAGAAUACCAUACACACUUUGAUGCCACAUCCACUACAUCCUCUAACAUCACUUCGCUCAAAGUCACCCACGAGACACAAUGUCGGAAACUACAGUCGUCCAGGCAAAUCGACGCCGCAACAGAGGUCCUCAACGCAGCCGAUACAUCGGCAACGGUCGUCCGGGUGAACGGCCGCUUCGCGGUAAAAGUCGGUCUCCAAGUGCCCCUCAUCGAAGCCGAAACCAUGAAGUUCCUCGCGGCGAACAGCAAAGUCCGCAUUCCCAAAGUGUACGACGCAUUUGUUGAUCCGGAGUCCAACAAGACCUACAUCAUCAUGGACCACGUCCCUGGAGAUACGCUGCGAGAUCUUCUCCCGUCACUUGGCCGUGAUGAGAAAGCUAGAAUCUGCGAGCUGAUCAAGAAUAAGCUUACGAAGCUACGGAGCAUACCAGCGCCGGAUUACUUAGGAAUGAUUGACCACUCGCCUUACCUCGAUGGCGUCUUUUGGAACUGCGGAUUGGAUCCAAAAAUCUGUGGGCCGUUUGCUAGUGAGGAGGAAUUGAACUGCGGCAUGAUUGAGAAACUCCGGCAGACGGAAUCCGAGCAGUAUAUCCGCUUGUUGCGGACGAUGAUGGAUCGGACUCUGCAUGGGCACCGGACUUUGUUUACGCAUGGCGACCUCCAGCCGAAGAAUAUUAUGGUUGAGCGACUUGACGAUGGCGAUGGAGCCCCGGAUUUUAAAAUCACCUUGAUCGACUGGGAAAGUGCGGGAUGGUACCCGGAGUACUGGGACUUUUGCAAUGCUACAGUUGCUUGUAGGUUCAAGCGAGACUGGCUUGAACUUGUGCCGGAUAUCCUCGACGAAUACCCCUUGGAGUUUCUGAUGAUGCAGGUGGUCUAUUCUUCUGUGUACUACUAG